AUGGUUAAUUCGGAUAUAGCUGGUUUGAUCUUGUCAGUAUCAACACAUGACGAAGCUGAAGGUGCUGAUGCUGAAGGGGUUGAGGGUGAAGCUGAAGGGGUUGAUGCUGAAGCUGAAGGGGUUGAUGUUGAAACCGGAGGGGCUGAUGCUGAAGCUAAAGGGGUUGAUGUUGAAGCUGAAGGGGCUGAUGCUGAAGCUGGAGGGGUUGAUGUUAAAGCUGAAGGCACUGAUGCUGAAGCUGUUGAAGCUGAAGGCGUUAAUAUGGAACAUACUUCUAGUUCUACUUCACAAAAUUCUUUGACACUUUCUAAAAGCACUGGUUCUGGUGGCACUGUUAAUAAAGAGAGAGACGCGAUGACGUCUAAUUUAUCAAGGUUUAAAAGAGAAGCAAAGCAGUUUUGCUUGAAUACUGCAUUGCACGGAUAUCGAUUUAUUAUUUUGCCAAAAAGAAUAUUUUUGGAAAAAUUCUUCUGGACAAUAAUUUGCCUCCUAGCAUUGAUAACAGCCUUAGCUCUUCUGUGCGUAGCGUAUUUAAGUUUCCAAGAAAAACCUACUGUUACGGUUACAGAUACUAGUCAUUACCCAAUUUGGCAUUACCAUUUUCCUGCUGUCACCAUAUGCGACUACAAUAAGAUAUCAAGGAAGAAAGCUAUGGCUUUUGCAAAUGAAAUAGCGAAAGAACAGAAUCUUGACGCAGAAGAUCUUGCUCAACAACUCAAAAUUCUUUUUUACCUGUUUGAGUACCGCAUGGGCCAAAACGUUCCUAAACAAAACUUCACCAAAUUACAAGCUAUACUUGACAGAGCUAAUAUUUCGAUAAAAUCGGCGUUGCAGAGUGUGUCUACAAAUUGUGACGAUAUGCUUAUGAAGUGUCUCUGGAAGAGUGAUGAGAAAAGAUGCGAUAGUAUUUUCGAGACUAUCAUAACUACCUAUGGAUAUUGCUGUAGUUUUAAUUACCACGCUUUGAAAAACCAUACAUUUAGUGGCAUUAUGGCAUACAAAAUACCAAAAAAUCCGAGAAGAGUUUCAGCUUGUGGCUAUCAAACUGGAUUAGAAGUUUUACUUAAUAACAAACCUGAUGAUUUUUUCGCAACCUUAAUACCUUCAUUCGGGCUUAAAAUUUUAAUACACAAUCCUUACACUUUCCCCGACUGGAACAUACAAAAUAUGUUAAUACAUUUAAAAACCGUCAACUUUAUUGGUCUCACCCCUACCAUAACCAUGUGCACGGAAAACGUGAAACACAUCGAAGUCGAACGAAGACAGUGUUGGUUUUCUUACGAACGCCAUCUUAUUUACUUUCAAAAAUACAACUAUCGCAACUGUAUGAUUGAAUGCAGAAUGAAUUUGACCAUAGAAAUGUGCCAGUGUGUGCCCGUAUACUUUAUCCCCAGACAUGCUACAUAUAUACCAGCCAGAAUAUGCAAUCUUUUAGAUAUACAAUGUUUGAUAGAAACGGCAGAUUUAAUUCGCAGCAGCAUACCUGGUUACAAUUUUUCCAAUCACCAGAUAGUACAGGAAAGUGCUAGUCAAAAAGGACGUUGCAAUUGUUUACCAGAUUGCCAUUUCAUUAUCUACAGCGCCGAAAGCUCAUUUGGAAUAUUAUCCAGGGAGUUUUCUAUGAAUCAUCAUAACUUAUAUGGAGGAGUACAUUUAAAGAAUCAUUCAGUAGUAAGGGUAUUUUUUAACGAUUUAGUAGGUGUAAAGAAUCGCACAGACGUCAAAUUUAACUGGCACAGCCUUCUUGUUCAGGUAGAAAUAGAUAGUAUACUGAUCAGUGCUUACAAGUAA
Molecule: messenger RNA, 1791 nt
Organism: Diabrotica virgifera virgifera (western corn rootworm)
Lineage: Eukaryota; Metazoa; Arthropoda; Insecta; Coleoptera; Chrysomelidae
Product: sodium channel protein Nach-like
Exons: 11
Coding region: 1-1791 (596 amino acids)
Biological process (GO): sodium ion transmembrane transport
Cellular component (GO): membrane
Molecular function (GO): ligand-gated sodium channel activity
Source: RefSeq, a predicted model, not a curated record